AUGUUCAAAAUGUGCAUGAAAGAGAAGCUGUACAAUGUUCCGCUCAAUGACCCAAAACAAAUACUCGACAUCGGCACUGGUUCCGGGAUAUGGCCUAUUGAAAUGGCAUCCCUCUUUCCCAAUGCUGCCAUUACUGGAACAGACCUCUCCCCAGUCCAGCCGACAGAGGUCCCCGAGAACGUCCAUUUCCUGGUCGACGACGCCACGGAAGACGAAUGGCUCUGGGACGCCGACUAUUUUGACUUCGUCCAUAUUGGCAACAUGACCGGCGCCAUGCCUUCCUUUAAACGAUUACUACGACAGACCUUCAAACACCUCAAACCAGGUGCAUACAUUGAAUGCCACGAAUUAGAUCCCAAACCACAAUGCGACGAUGGUACUAUGCCUCCGGAAAAUCCAGACGGCCAAGGAAUGGAGCCUUCAAGGUAUUUCCGUAUCGCGCCAAAGAUAGAGCGGUGGAUGAAGGAGGUUGGCUUCGUGGAUGUCGAGCAGCAAAUCUUCAAGAUACCGACAAAUACCUGGCCUACAGAUGAGCAACAAAAGACCAUUGGGCAGUGGAGUGAGAGCAACUGGCUAGAAGCCUUAUCCGGUUGGUCAUAUAAGCCGUUCCUCGCUCUGGGCUGGUCGAAGGCCGAGAUCGAAGUCUUCCUUGUCGAUGUGCGGAAAGCUAUCCAGGACAAGAGUGUUCACGCAUACAUGGACUUCUACGUGGUGACCGGAAGGAAGCCUCGACCUGGGGAACAAGCCUCUUGA
This is a messenger RNA of Penicillium maclennaniae, 753 nucleotides long. Its product is annotated as class I SAM-dependent methyltransferase. Gene Ontology annotation, molecular function: methyltransferase activity. NCBI's taxonomy places the organism in Eukaryota, Fungi, Ascomycota, Eurotiomycetes, Eurotiales, Aspergillaceae. Bases 1 to 753 code for a protein of 250 amino acids. The transcript has 3 exons. The record is from RefSeq and is a predicted model, not a curated record.